ACAGUCAGUAUAAUAAUGAUGUGCAACUUCGUGUAAGACAAAGGGGAGCCUUAGAAGUAUGAAGUCGAAAUUAGAGCCAGAGGAGAGACCCAUAUGUAACGCGGUGAACGUGUUCCGCGAAAGAGGGAACUAUUUACAACGCCUGGAACUCUUCGAAAAGUCCACACAAGCGUACAAUGAGGCUCUGCGAUGGAAUGGUUCGGAUGUUCGUUCCUUGCUUGGCCGAAGUUUGGUUCGAGCGAAAUCAACGCAUUACGCCGGUGCCUUGGCUGACGCAGCGCAUGCAGCUGCAUUGGAGCCUCGAAAUUCAAGAGCUUUGCAAAUUCGUGCGCAAACUGAGUAUGAGAAGUGCGCCUUUGAACGCGCUCUGGUGCUCGCACACAGGGGCCAGCGUAUGCGACGGUUCCCGCCAGACUUCGCUGAAUGUGCUCGAUGCGCUGAGGAAACGGUACGGGAAUGUGCUGGGAAGACGGCGAGCGAAGUAUUACAAACAGCUGUGACACUGCUUAAGAACAUGGAGAUAAGACGACAGUCCCUCGAUGAGGAUGCACCUAAUGUCUUGCUUCGGCCCAGGCGUAUGCAACCACAAAAGGAACAACAGGUCCAAGAAAUAUCCCGCGCGGAAAAACAGAGAGCCGAACAAAUCUCCCGUUUAAUGGCUUCGAAAUAUUUGGAGCGAAUGGCACAUGACAAAUAUUUCUUAACUGCCUUAUGUAAGGACGAACGAUUGGUCUCUGCCAAUAAACAAGGAUCUUUAAAGCUGCAAGAACUGGCCCAAAAGGCGCUCGCCGACGUCGAGAAACGACAAGCUGUCUUACGUGAGCGAAGGCCUCUUUACGCUGCUCGAGCACUAGGGGCGGCAGCCCGGGCCCGCUUGUCACGCGCGCGGAAGGAACAAUUGACGCGCACGCAAAAGCAACACGCCACCGACGCACGUCGCCUCAUACAGACAGCUCAAUCCAUUUACGAGGAACGAGAUACCGCCAAGUGUUUGGAACAAGCCGAGUUCGGAAUGGAACAAAUAACAAGGAAACCAGCCAACUUAUUACCGGGAAAAGAUAAAUUCUUGCAAGAGCUUCACGAUAUUGUUGGAAACGCUUUCCUGGACCAGAAACGUGUUCGAGAAAGUAUGAGCGAGGCGGAUCGGGAACGAAGGGCGUUUAUUCUUCUGGGCAUGACGGUGUCUCGUGAGCCGAGUCGCGACUCCGUGCUCCGGGUGCGACCGCCAGCUCCGCCUCGGGACGCUAAAGUUCGCAUUCGUACUUUAGAACGAGCAUUGUUGAUGAGCACACGCGAGUCUGAACGAUGUUACUUGUUGCAUGAACUUGCUCGUCUCAAUGCCGAUACAAAGCAACCGUUAAAAGCAAGAGUUUACGCGACCAAAUGUCAAACCGGUAAGGCACAUUCAGUAGAAUAG
Messenger RNA from Spodoptera litura, 1417 nucleotides. RefSeq names its product outer dynein arm-docking complex subunit 4. The record is from RefSeq and is a predicted model, not a curated record. NCBI's taxonomy places the organism in Eukaryota, Metazoa, Arthropoda, Insecta, Lepidoptera, Noctuidae. Gene Ontology annotation, molecular function: protein binding.